AGGGACAAAGCUCGGAUCUUUGUUUCCCCACACAUUCCCCCCUAAUGACAUCCUUAAAUCUUCCCAAACCGUAUCUCAGUUCCUCUCUCUCUCUCUCUCUCUCUCUCUCUCUCCUCUGGGAAAACUGAAUGGCAUUACCCCACGUCUCUCUCUCUCUCUCUCUCUCUCUCUCUGCUCGCUCUUUCACUUUCCAUGGAUUGAAAGCUAAGUCUCUCUGUCGCUGACGCUCGAAAGCGAAAGUGUGGAUGCGAAGCCAAAAAAUUUGUACCCAGAAGUUUUAACCUUCAAGACCCAGCAACAAUCCAUGCCCACAUGCCCCCCCCCCCCCCCUGCCUCCGAGGCCAUCAUUGACGUCGUGUCUCCGCGUUCUCGUCUUGUCUCUGUCGCUGUGACGUCGUUCCUGCGGUCCGGCUAUAUAUGGGCGACAUGGGUUUUCGUUUCUUGUGCCAUGCGGGUGUCUGAAUGUGGUCUUGUUCUUGGUUCAUAGCGCUCGAUAGGCAAUGGGAUUGUUCAGGAAGUUCUUUUACAAGAAGCCGCCCGAGGGGUUCUUGGAGAUUUCUGAAAGAGUCUACGUGUUUGAUUACUGCUUUACCACCGAUGUCUUGGAGGAGGAUGAAUAUAAAGUAUACAUUGGAGGCGUAGUGGGUCAGCUCCGUGACCAUAUCCCCGAUGCCUCUUUCAUGGUGUUCAAUUUCCGGGAAGGAGAGAACCAAAGCCAUAUUGCCAAUUUAUUGUCUAAAUAUGACAUGACUGUCAUGGAUUACCCUCAACAUUAUGAAGGUUGCCCCAUACUUACCAUGGAGAUGAUCCAUCACUUCUUAAGAUCCUCCGAGAGCUGGUUGUUACUCGGGCAACAAAAUGUGCUACUGAUGCACUGUGAAAGAGGUGGGUGGCCAGUUUUGGCAUUCAUGUUGGCGGCACUUCUAAUUUAUAGGAAGCAAUAUAUAGGAGAGCACAAAACAUUGGAUAUGGUUUACAAGCAAGCACCUCGUGAACUCUUGCAGCUGAUGUCCCCUCUCAAUCCAUUGCCUUCACAGUUGAGAUAUCUGCAGUAUGUAUCAAGAAGAAAUGUCGGCUCAGAGUGGCCCCCGCUGGAUAGAGCUCUCACAUUAGACUGCAUUAUACUAAGAUUAAUUCCUACUUUGGAUGCUGAAGGGGGCUGCCGUCCCAUCUUCAGGAUAUAUGGACAGGACCCAUUUAUGGUCGCUGAUAAAACUCCCAAAGUCCUGUUCUCGACACCAAAAAGGAGCAAACUUGUUAGGCAUUACAAGCAGGCAGACUGUGAGCUAGUUAAAAUUGAUAUCCAUUGCCACAUUCAAGGCGAUGUUGUCCUUGAGUGUAUUAGCCUGGAUGAUGGUCUUGAACGUGAAGAAAUGAUGUUCAGAGUGAUGUUUAACACAGCUUUCAUAAGGGCAAAUAUCUUGAUGCUUAACCGUGAUGAAAUCGAUGUGUUAUGGAAUUCCAAAGAUCAGUAUCCCAAGGAUUUUAGAGCAGAGAUUCUUUUCUCGGACAUGGAUGCUGCUUCUUCUCUUAUUCCAGUUGAGUUGCCCAUUAAUGAGGAGAAAGAAGGCCUGCCUGUGGAAGCAUUUGCUAAAGUACAAGAAAUCUUUAGCAGUGUGGACUGGACUGAUCCAAAAGCAGAUGUAGCACUUAAUGUGCUCCACCAAAUCCAGGCAACAAGUGUCGUUUCUGAAAAACUGAAAAGUGGUGGUGCUCAGUAUGAUGUAACGAAUUUGUUGUUGGACUUAAGUCUGGUGAAGGACAGUGAAAAGCAGAAAGAACCUGAAGAUAGAAGCGGGGAUGAGGCUCCUGUGAAACACUCAACGCCUCCUUUAAAACCAUCUCAAGAUGAUAGUACAACUAUCAAGAAAAUGGAAGCGCAAGAAGGACAGGCCCUCAAGCAGAAAUCCAUCUUUUCCUUAGAACCACCUCAAGAUGCUGGCUUAAGUGUUCAAAAGGUUGAGGUUAAAGAACCACAGGUUUCUGCCCAGCGACCUGAUCCAGCAAAGCUUAUUUCGCAAAGAUUACCUCGCACUUCUCUGUCUGCUCCUAUUUUGAACGCUAAUUCAUUACAAGGAUUGUCUGUUCCUGUGUCAAGGUAUCAUAGUGCACCUUCGGCUCUCGGCAUUACAGCUUUGUUGCAAGACCAUGCUGCAUCCAACAGUGACGAAUUCAUCGAUCCAUUGACAAAAUCAUAUAUCCCUGCUAUUUCGUCUCCCAUGUUAAACAUAUCUAGGCCAAUGCAGUCCCGUACAGUGUUGAAUCCACCUUUGCCACAACCAUUACUGGUACUGCCACAACGGCCACCUCUAUCUAGUAAUUCAGUCGGGCCACACACAGCUGUAGAUAAGCUUUCUCAAAAUGCUCAAUUAGCCACGGAAUCAGAUGACUCCUUGCUAAGUGAAACCUUCGGGCCAACACUAUCUCCAUUAGAUGACAAUGCACUUGAGCAAGGUGGUCGGUCAUCAAUUUCAUCCCAUCUUUCACCUCAAUCUUCUUUGUCAGGGCCAUUUGAUUUUCCUGCUACCAAGAUCUCAUCUCCACUUCCUCCUCUAGCUCCUGCUUCUCCAUCCCUAGUGGAAUCUUUAUCCAACGUUGCAGAAAGCUUGUCUCCAAAUACCUCUUCUCCAACCCAUGUCACUUCAACUGUUGCCGCAUCCAUUGGCAACAACUCCUCUCCAUCUCCUCCCCUUCCAGCAUCUGAAGUUUCUGCAUCAGCUGCUUCCCUCAUUUCCAGGGUGCCCUCCACAAAGCGCUUGGCAGUUGUUUCCAAGCCCCGACCCCCACCUCCACCUCCACAUCCUCAUGCUGCCUUGGAUUUUGGGACUGCAGCUCCAGUGCCUCCAGCUCCAGCUCCAGCUCCACCUCCUCUGUGUACUGAACCUGCCUCGGGUUUCGUGAUUGCGCCUCCACCUCCACCUCCACCUCCGCUUCCUCCUAGUUCUUAUCCUGUUUCAGGUUUCGUGACUACACCUCCAGCACCUCCACCUCCACCUUCACCUUCACCUCCACUUCCCUCUUAUUCUGGCAGAGCCUUAGCUUCUAUGGCUGCACCUCCUGUGCCUCCGCCUCCACCUCCUCAAUCUGCCCCUCUGCCAGGUUUUAUGGUUACACCUCCAGCACCUCCCCCUCCCCCACCUCGAUCUGGUCUUCUGCCAGGUUCUACUGUCACAGCUCCAGCAGCUCCACCUCCCCCUCCUCCUGGCUGUGGACCUGUGUCAGGCUCUAUAUCAACACCUUCAGCACCACUUCCUCCACCUCCUCCUGGUUUGACACAGAGAACAUCCAUUUCUAAGAAUUCUGCAACCAUUCCUCCACCCCCUCCCUUAGCUCCUCUAGGUAAAGAGCUUUCAAAAGCUAAUAGUGUCUCUCCAAAUUCUCUCACUGGAGGGAAUAAUGGAUCUGUACCUCCAACUCCUAAUCCUCCAACUGCACCAUUGAACCCAAAGGGGCGUAUUUUAUCGCGUUCAGGUCUGAGAAACCAGGUUCAACAAAAAAAAGCAAACCUGAAGCCUUAUCAUUGGUUAAAACUAACGAGGGCUAUGCAGGGAAGCUUAUGGGCGGAGGCACAAAAGUCUGAUGAUUCUUUAAAGGCUCCAGAGUUUGACAUGUCAGAGCUUGAAAGCCUUUUUUCAGCAGCUUCAACUUCAGGUAGCACUCGUGGAAAAUCAAGUCGUGCUUCUGGACGUAAAUCUGAUAAAAUUCAGCUGGUUGAUCUUCGGAGGGCAUAUAACUGUGAGAUAAUGCUUACAAAGGUCAAAGUUCCAUUGCCCGAUUUGAUGAGUUUUGUCCUUGCCCUAGAUGAUUCGGCAUUAGAUGUGGAUCAGGUCAAUAACCUUAUAAAGUUCUGCCCAACAAAAGAAGAGAUUGACUUACUCAAGGGUUAUAAUGGAGACAAGGAAAACCUGGGAAAAUGUGAGCAGUUCUUCCUAGAAUUGCUGAAAGUUCCGCGAGUAGAGUCCAAGCUGAGGGUUUUCUCAUUUAAGAUACAAUUUCAUUCCCAGGUUUCAGAUCUCAGUAGUAGUUUGAAUGUUGUGAAUGCUGCAUCUGAAGAGAUCAGGAACUCAGUCAAACUAAAGAGAAUUAUGCAGACAAUUCUUUCCUUGGGAAAUGCGUUGAAUCAAGGAACUGCACGGGGUUCUGCAAUUGGAUUCCGAUUGGAUAGUCUCCUUAAACUCACUGAUACACGAGCCAAGAACAACAAGAUAACUCUCAUGCAUUAUCUUUGUAAGGUGCUUGCAGAGAAGCUGCCAGAAGUUAUAGAUUUUCACAAAGACCUUAUGCAUUUAGAGGCUUCAACAAAGGUACAAUUGAAGUUCUUGGCGGAAGAAAUGCAAGCCAUUAGCAAGGGGCUUGAAAAAGUUGUGCAGGAAUUGGCUGCCUCUGAAAAUGAUGGUCCUAUAUCAGAAAACUUUUGUGAGAAUCUGAAGGAGUUUUUAGGUAUUGCUGAGGCGGAGGUGAGGUCGCUGGCUUCGCUUUAUUCCAGUGUGGGUAGAAGUGCAGAUGCAUUGGCCUUAUAUUUCGGGGAAGAUCCAGCUCGAUGCCCAUUUGAGCAAGUUGUAUCGACUCUGCUCAAUUUUGUCAGAAUGUUUAUACGGGCACAUGAUGAAAACUGCAAGCAGUUAGAACUCGAAAAGAAGAAAAUGCAGAAAGAGGCUGAAACACCUAAAAUGAAGAUGGGUGCUCUUCAGGCAGCUUGAAGUAUUGGAAGAUCGUUCGAGGAAUUGCAAAAUGCAAAUUGAGAAUAGGCGACCCUGGCAACUGCUCGGUCUGGACUUGGUGUACUGAAAAUAAGUGGCAUCCAUCAAAUUGUGACAAUGUGAAAGUGCAUCAUUCUCAUCUCGAGGAUUAGAAGAAGCUUGUGCACUUGAGAGAGGUUCUCAUUUCGUGUACAAGGUAAAUGGCUGGCAAGUAUAUAUAGUGAAAUGUGCGAUCCAAACUGGACAUCUGUGGCAGGUAGAGAGGAGUAGAUCUGACAGCAACAACAAGCCGUAGAGAAGACACAAGUAGUUCUCAGAUUGACAGAACACGUGAUCGCUUCUUGAGUAAGAAGCUUAUCGCCGUAACCAUCAUCCUAUGCUACCAUUUGGGCGAUACAGAUCUGCCCGGUAAAUAAUAGUUAAUUUGCUUCUUGAUUGGCUCAACCGCCAUAUAUCUGAUUUUGUUGUAAAAAUGUUAGCAUCAGCAAUGAUCUUGUUCUUUAUCCAAUUCAUUGUUAGAUAAUUCGUUUAGUGUUCA
Messenger RNA from Syzygium oleosum, 5238 nucleotides. Its product is annotated as formin-like protein 18. NCBI's taxonomy places the organism in Eukaryota, Viridiplantae, Streptophyta, Magnoliopsida, Myrtales, Myrtaceae. The transcript is spliced from 17 exons. The record is from RefSeq and is a predicted model, not a curated record. Bases 501 to 4700 code for a protein of 1399 amino acids.